CAUCAACCGAUAGAUGGCGUUAUUUUUCAUUUGUAUCAAAAUGGCUUCCAAUGGUAACUACAUAGUUUGUGACUCGUAUGAUAGAACAGUGGAGAAAACCAGAUUGGUUAGAAAUGUGAUAACAGAAUUCACAGGAAAUCCUCCUAAAGAUUACCAGCACAUCCACGGUGUAAAGACGGUAAUAGAGAAUUAUCCACAUCCAAAUGUUCACAGUCUACCUUCAAGUCACACAAUACCAGUAGGACCUGGAGAUGUUUGGGAGAAAAUGACUGAUUGGGAUCAGUUAACUGCAGCAGAACAAAAUUCAAAUAAAGACUUCCUUUUAGAAAGAUUUGCUGUUGAUGAUUUAGAAUUAGCAUACGAUGAGUUCUAUCCCAAAUAUGGAAAGCUUCCAACAGUCCAUGAUUACAGAGUAUUUAUCCUGAACUGGGAAGGUAGGCGACACAAGAAAAGGUCUUUAGCACAAAUGAAGCAAGAUCUAGAGACAAAGGACGACAAUAUUCAUCAGUUAUCUAACCGUGAAAGUAAUCUACGUUUAGCUUUAGAUCAUACUGUCAUGCACAGUGUUAACCAACAGGGUCAGAUAAACAAUUUACUUAGUGAUAAUGAGUCACUUCAUGAUGAGAAUAGUGUGUUAACAACCCAGAGGAAUCAGCUGAGUAAUGAUGUUCGGGACUUACGAGAUGAUAAUAGGCAGCUUAGUAGUGAUAAUAGUAAUAAGGACAAAACAUUAGCUCAACAAGUUAGAGUAAAUUCAUAUCUGAGGAGAGAUGUGUCAACAAGAGAUGCAACCAUUGAACAGAGAAAUACACUAUGUGCUGAACUUAAAACUAAAACUAAACAAUUAUGUAAAACUGUUGAUGGACUGAAAACAGAAGUUACAGAUCUGAAAACAGAAGUUACAGAUCUGAAAACAGAAGUUACAGAUCUGAAAACAGAAAAUACAGAUCUGAAAACAGAAAAUACAGAUCUGAAAACAGAAGUUACAGAUCUGAAAACAGAAAAUACACAGAAAGAUAGCACUAUUUCAGAAUUACAGACAGACAAUACACACUUACAGACAGAAAAUACACAGAAAGAUAGCACUAUUUCAGAAUUACAGACAGACAAUACACACUUACAGACAGAAAAUACACAGAAAGAUAGCACUAUUUCAGAAUUACAGACAGAAAAUACACAGAAAGAUAGCAAAAUUAAGAAUUUAAAUUCUGAAACAAAGAAUUUGAAGAAAGACAAUAUUUUAUUGUAUCAGAAGUUAGAAGAAACAACAGAAAUCUGUGAACAAAAGGACAGGCAGUUAAGAAUUCAAAAAAUUAAAGUGGAUGAUUUGCAAUACCAAAUGUCUGAAACCGGUGACAGAAUUGCUAGGUUAGAAAAAGUGAAUGAGGACAAAUGUGAUGAAAUAAAUAGACUAAUAGGUAAUAAUGAUGAGCAGGCUGAACAUAUCAGGUCACAGAACAACACCAUUGAUGAUCUGAGACAUCGGUUACAGGAGCAAGAGAGUAUCAACAGAGAUCUGUACUCACAGAUUGCUGAACUCAGGCAGCUAGUUUUAGCACAAAUAGGGGCAGCAGAAGAAUAAAGAUGUUAAAAUUACAAGAUCAUACAGUUGUAUAGUGCUAUACAUAUUUAAAUCACAUUUGUUAAAGAAUAUUAUUUGUUUCGAUAUAUUUCUUGUUCAUUGAUGACAUUGUUUCUUAUUA
Messenger RNA from Mytilus trossulus (common blue mussel), 1703 nucleotides. Its product is annotated as paramyosin-like. The transcript has 7 exons. The coding region runs from base 14 to 1582 and encodes 522 amino acids. Lineage: Eukaryota; Metazoa; Mollusca; Bivalvia; Mytilida; Mytilidae. The record is from RefSeq and is a predicted model, not a curated record.